UUCUUAACUUAAUAAAAAAACAUCGCUCUCGUUCUUCAUUAACAUUAAAUAAAAAAUGUUGUUUAAAAUAAGUUUGUUUUCAGUUCUAUUUACUUCGUUAUUAGUUGUAAAUUACACAAAAAUACAAGAUGAAGCCGAACGAUUUUUUACUAUUGAUGAAAAUGGCAACCUUUUAGAAGCAAAAGAGACCGUGUAUUUUACGGAAAACUAUAAGAUAUUAACGCCGCCAAAGCAAAAUAUGGGAUCUUCUUUAAUCAUUCAUAGAAAUCCAUCAAAUAAAAUUGAGAACAAUUCAGAAGCAAGUAAUAAGAGUAUAGUUCAAAAUUUUGAUUUAACAAAAACUUUUGCAGAACUCAAUUCUUUUAAUGAAACAAAAGGGAAAAAGGUAUUGCAUAAAAACAUUAUUGCAGUCCACCUGAUCAAAAACUCAUUAAAUAAAAAGUUAAACGAGAAAAAAACAAACUUUGAAUACUCAAAGACAUUUUUACCGUCCAAUAAACCAAAUUCUGUAAAUGUUGUGCACUUACAAAAGGCAAAAAUAACGUCGAACAGUAAAAACGUUUAUAAUCCAAUAACAAGUUUAAAACCAAUAACUUCCGUGGAACUUAAUUUAAAAGAGACUUCAACGAAUCUUUCACAAAACUCUCAGAGAGCAAUAAAAGCAUCAUCGACAAAUAACGCAAAUAAAGUAUUUGAAGAAGAAAUCACCAAAAAUAUUUUAAACAAAACAAAAGUAGAACCGAAAGCUUCUAAAUUAAACGAAACAAAAAAAAACUAUUUUGAAGAUAAAAAAAACAACAUCAAUGCAAAAAAUAUGCUUACUAACUCUACAAUGAAAGGAUACCUUUCAAAAAAUAGCAAUUUUACAAUUAGUAAAAUUGGAAUUUUCUAUAACGACGAGGAAAAAGAAAGCAACUUGUCCUAUUCUAAAAGAAAACUUGGCGAAAAUUGGAAACUUUUAAAUUCAAAUAAUUUACCUAAUUCCUAUUUAUUACCAAACCAAAAACAUGUUUACACAAACCAAACAUUGAUCAACUCAUCAAAAAUUGAUUUUUCUCAUGAAAAUGUCUUUCUUAAACCCCACUCAUUGCAUUUAGCUGAUACGACUGAGUUUGUCAAACUUAUUUCUGACCAACCCGGUUUCGAAAAAUUUACCGAUUUAAAAGCGUUAAAAAAAACCAAUAUAGUUGAAUGCACUUCAAGCUCAAUGUGUCCGAUUAAUAAAUAUUGUUCAAACUUACUAUGUUAUGAUUGUCAAAAAACAACUCACGCGUGCGUAGAAGAUGAGCACUGCUGUAAGGGACUAUCUUGUAUUUACGGAAGGUGCGAUAACAAAGAAAAGGGCACUCCAGGUUCAAUAUGCGAAAAAGACACUGAUUGUAACGGUGACUCUUGCUGUGUGAUUGAACCAACUAUUUACGAGAACCACGGAACAUGCAAAAGAAAACUUGAAGAAUUUCAUCAAUGUGCACCAGUACUGUUUAGAAAAGUUUGGAUUGAGGAAGAAAAACCAAAAUGCGGACCUUGCAAAGAUGGACUAAAAUGUAUCGAGAAAGGGUUUAACGACUCUCUAAGGAAUGUUAAAGUCUUAACGCAAGUCAAAUGUCAAGUCUACCGUCAAAAAAGAAAACAAAGCCAAGACUUAUAGUUACAUGCUUACGUCUCUCACCUAUACCGUGCAAAUUGACGAAGAGAAUUAUUAUAGAUAAGAUUAUAAAACAUUGUGCACAAUCUAAUAUCAAAGUCGCAAAAUAGAUUUGUUCAUCACAAACAGAUUUUUACAUUACAAAAUGGAUUUGUACAUCACAAAGGCUGCCUUUCAACUGAUUGAAUUCCGUAUAUUUUAAUGGAAGUAAUUUACCAUGGAUACCUAGUUAAACAAUUUUCUAUUGACUUUAGCAAAGUAUUUAACACAUUGUCACUCAACGAAUUCUAAAAUUAACUUGAUCAGAGGAUGGCUAGCUAAUAGAAAUCCGAGUGGAUUAGGGUGACAAGUGGCGUCCCUCAAGGAUCAGUUUUUACACUUCAAGAAGCGCAAAGUAAUGCAAAUUGAUUGUCGAAAAAGCUAAUUAAUAAUGAAAUGGCUAAUAAUGAAAUGGCUAAUUAAAUGCUUGGUUGUCUCAAGAAGAUAUUUUAAUUUUGGAGCUUUUUAGUUAUGGAAAACACAUCCAUACAACGUAAAAAAGAAAGUACAUCUUUUCAUUUUUACGCUUUCUC
Messenger RNA from Hydra vulgaris (swiftwater hydra), 2217 nucleotides. Its product is annotated as protein PF3D7_1417600. Gene Ontology annotation, biological process: negative regulation of canonical Wnt signaling pathway. The record is from RefSeq and is a predicted model, not a curated record. Lineage: Eukaryota; Metazoa; Cnidaria; Hydrozoa; Anthoathecata; Hydridae. Gene Ontology annotation, molecular function: receptor antagonist activity; co-receptor binding.